Messenger RNA from Paramormyrops kingsleyae, 5212 nucleotides. It is a transcript of the gene map7d3, whose product is annotated as MAP7 domain containing 3. Gene Ontology annotation, cellular component: microtubule cytoskeleton. Lineage: Eukaryota; Metazoa; Chordata; Actinopteri; Osteoglossiformes; Mormyridae. Gene Ontology annotation, biological process: microtubule cytoskeleton organization. The record is from RefSeq and is a predicted model, not a curated record.
AGCCUAUUCUGAUCUAACGCGUAGGUCAGGCGGUGUUAAGAAAAGCCUCUUUGAAGUGUUGAGGAGGCAGAAAAAGUGUGCUCUUCAACCAGGUCGUGAUCGCCUGCCGCCCGUCGCUAUGGCAGCAAGUUCCUCAGACUCAAGCCACUAACGACAGCAAGUUUAUGAUUUAAAGUGUUAAUGGCAUCACCGCCAGUACACUAAGCGCCCCGCGUUUUGUAUACGUUGUAUUUAAGUUUAUUUCGUACGCUUUGGAGACAUCUGCACACGCUUAUUAAACAGCGCGAAUUUUCCUCAUCCGUCAGGUGACGCUCGCGCGCCCUUUCAAUCCGUCUCGCGCUGUCCACGUCCUCGUGAGUCGCGCGCAUCUCUGUGUCGUCAAAAAAAAAGUAGGAAAAAAAUCCUCCAAAAAUGGCGGAAGGCGCGACUCUGAAGGAGAUGCGAGCUCAGAUGGCUGCAGCUGCGCAGGCAGAAGCAGACGAGCGCCGCUCUCAGGCCGCUAGCAGCCCGGUGUCAGCGUCAACGGUGGGAACGCCAGCCGGUGCCAAGCCCCCAGGUGCCCGGCCUGUCCUAGAUGGAGCAUCACUGAAGAUAGACGACAAGCUUAGGGUUGCCAAAGAGCGGAGGGAGGAACAGGAAAGGCAGCAGGCGGCACGCGGAUCGCAGAUCGAGGAAAGGGAGCGCAAGACCAAGUUGCAGUACGAGCGGCAGCUAGAGGAGCGGCAGCGCAAGAUGGGGGAGCAGCGUCAGCGGGAGGAGCAGCGGCGCGUCGCCGUGGAGGAGAAGCGCAGGCAGAAGCUGGAAGAGGAGAAGGAACACUAUGAGGCAGUGGUGAGGCGCACACUUGAACGCAGCCAGCGCCUGGAGCUGAGGCAGAAAAGAUGGUCCUGGGGAGGCGGCCUGACGGCUGACGGCCCCCAGAAAUCUGGUGACUCUGAGGCGGCAGGCCCCGCCCCCCUAGCUAGCAUAGCACCCCCCUCCGAACCCCAGGGCCCCCAGAAGACGCAAGUUGACAAGCGUUCCAGCUCUACUGUGAAUCUAAAGCAGUCUGCAGACUCUGGCAUCAGCAAGCGCUUGUCAUCCUCUUCCGCUGCUCUAAUCAACUCUCCUGACAAGAGUGUUAAACGGCGGAGCUCCUCUCUGAACCGGUUACCUAGCAAUGGUUCCCAAUCAGCAAAGGAAUCCCAGGAACCACUUCUGGGCCCCCCCACAGGCUCCGCCUUGAAGAAAAGAAGCUCCUCCCUCUCUCGGGAUCGGAGCAAAUUGCAGCCCUCCGCCAAGAUAGAAAAAAACACCAAGGCUGAAAAAGAGCGCCGCCCGCUGGACAGUGGGGUCCUCAGCCGCCUGCUCACCCCCACCCAGGCCUCCCUCGCUAGGAGCAAGAGUGCCGCAGUCCUCCUGGCAGAUGGCACAGACCCCCAAGAGCCUCCCUUAUGUGCUCGUUCAGCCUCGGUCAGCCCCAUGCCCCGAGGCCCAAUCCGGAGCCGCAGUGUCGACCGCCAGAAGGGUCCCCCCACAUCCACACCCUUGGACACGACGCCUGACAGCACAAAGAAAGUCCAAAAGCAGACCCCGCCUUCCGGAGGGGGUCGGCCCCCCUCGCCAUCGCCCUCUCGCAGCCUAAGCAGGCGGCGUUCUCCUUCCCCCGUGGCCAUGGCGUCCGCUGCUGCCAGGAGAAGCCCCUCCCCAGUCGUGUCCAGGCAGAACCCCAGCCCCCCCUCCCCCCUCAGAGCCGCACAGGGCCUACCUUCCCCGCAGCUCACCUCCAAACCAGCCCCCAUCCAACGGCCCCCCCUCACGCCCGUUGGGCCUCCCACCCUUCGCAAGAGGGACUCGAAGCCAAAGGAGACCCCCCCAAAGCAGCCCAUCGCCGUCAAGUCGCCCGAGCCCCCAGCCACCGGCGGGACCCCCAGCGCCAAGACCAAAGAUGACCCCAACUCCAAGGCAGUGGGAGGCACCACGUCAGCAGAGGAGGCGGCGAAGAUCCUGUCUGAGAACCGGCGUCUGGCCCGGGAGCAGAAGGAGAAGGAGGAGCAGCUACGGCUGCAAAGAGAGCAGGAGGAGAGGAGGUUGCAGGAAGAGCAGGAGGCGCGGAGGGUCGAGGAGGAGCGGGUGAGGCGACUGGAGGAGGAGCAGAAGAGAGAGGAAGAGAGGAAGAGGCAGGAGGAGCAGGAGAAGGAGUGGAAGAGAACGGAAGAAGAGCGCCUCCUGAUGGAGCAGCAAGAGAAGGAAAGGCUGGAGGAGGAGGAUCGUGAGAAGCAGUUAGAGAUGCAGAAGGAGCGCGAAGAGGCGGAGGCCCGGGCCCUGGAGGAGGCGGAGAAGCAGCGGCAGGAGAGGGAGAGAGUGAUGCAGCAGAGUCAACAGGAGCGCAUGGAGAGGAAGAAGCGGAUCGAAGAAAUCAUGAAGCGGACCAGGAAAGCUGACCAAAAUGAUAAGAGGGAGGAGGAGGAGGAGGAGAAGGUCCUGCAGAAUGAGAACGGGGAGGAGGAGUGCGAGCAUGUCUGUGAACAGAGCCAGACACCGUCGACAGAGCGGGACAUCCCUCAGGAGGUGGGUUCUCCUGGAAGUGUCAACGGGGUGCUGGAGCUGGAGAACAAGGAGAACCAGGAGCAGCAGGAGGUGCUUGGUCUGGCACCCAAGACUCGUCCAACCGAGGGCCCCAACUUCCUGAACGGCAAGGCCGCCACUUGGACCUUUGAGGAGUUUAUCGACCUGGGCAUGAACGAUGGCCAGAGCCAGAACCUCGUGGACCCCGAAGGGGGGCCCCAAGCCCCCCGGGCCGCCUUUGAGGACAAACCCCUGCAUCAGGGCCAGGCCAUUGGAGCCCUCUCUGAGAUAUGAUGCUGUCGCCCCAGCCUUCGAUCCUCUGGCCCUCCCAGAUCUGCUGGCACCCCCACCGCCCCAGAUGGAAAAGGGCAAGCGUGGAAGAGGCCUGGAUUCAGCAGGCUGGCAUCCUAAUUCCUCACCAGUGUGGGGGGGGGGGCAAAUGUAGAAGAGGAACAAAAUUGCUUCAGGGAAAAGGUUGUUUUGUCAGUAUGCGUCCUUCAUCUAGGUCUGUCACUUGCAAAUGCAAACUUGGUUUUGUAUUUAUUUUUAUUCUGAUUUUUUUUUUUUUUGCGGUUAUAAAUCUUGGGUCCAGAUUUUCUCUCCCCAUUGCAACCUUCAGUUUUGUUCCUCUCGUCUCAUUGGCUGUCGGGUUCUGCAACGCUGCUGACCUCCAUGCCUCGACUAAGACUUUCUUCCAGCAUUGCUGCGACUGGCUGACUGUGACUGGGGCUUCUAUGACCAAAGUGAUAAAGCGCUGGAGAGAGACAUGGUUACCAAGGUUACUGUAAAGGGGGGGGGGGUGAUAUUGGGGUCGGUGAAAGUGGGGCACUAGGCAACCCCAGCAUCCUAUUGUCCACACAGGUUUGCAAAGUGCCACUGUGACUUUCUGACCUCCUCUGUAAUCUCUGCUCAUAAAUCUCAAGGGUUCGGUGUUAGGUAAGCUCAACUCUGCCUCAUCCAUUUGUAAUGUUUCUUGAAGGUAGUUACUCUGUGUGAGUGCUUGUGUGGAUACCUUACAGGGUUAGGCUCCACUGAGCCAGCAGAUUUUUUUUUCUCCCCAGGUUCUUCAAGUGAUCAGAAACCCAUUUCUUGACCAGGGUAGAGAUGGCAAGUCACUCGGUCAAAACAUUUCAGCUUUUUUUUUUGUCCGCAAGGGUCGUUUGCCUCCGGAAAUAAUUUCUAUGAUAACUUUACUGUGGCUGUUUUUAUUAAAGAUAUGUAUUUCAGAAUGUAAAAAUGGACUUUAUUAACUUUAGUUCAUACUUUUUUUCUGUAAAACUUUCCUUUGCUGCUUGUAUUUUUCUUGUAUAAAUGUUUAACGUUAUUUAAAAAAAACACUUAAAACGCACGUGACCUGGUAUUUCCCAAAACCGGAUUAAUGCCAGCACCCAUUGACAUGUAACAGACACGAGGUGAGCUCCAUGUUUAUCUGGUGGCAGUGGCCGUCUGGGGGACAUUUUAGGCAGCAAAUGUCGCAUGUGUUUCCUUCACUAAUUCUUAUACUGCCACCUGCUGGACACCUUUAUUGUGCAUGUUUUGGGUCAGCUUCUUAUUUACUCUGGGAUCUUCUGUCUGCAGAAAUGUGCUUUUAAAUCAAACAAAAAAAAACAAACUUGAUUUCCGACAUUAGUGCUUAGGUUUAUAUGUUGCUGCAUUGUGCAUUAGGUAUGUGUGAAAGGAUGUUCCCGUCUUGUUACUGUAUGACCCACAAAAUCAGUAUUGGGCAUCAUUGAGCCCUCGGCAAAACGGGGAAAGGAGGGAGGGGGGUGGCCAUGACUUUGAGCGGGAAGUGCGACGGUCCUCCUGCUAUUGGUUCUCGGGAGAAGGUCGAUUUCCAGGCAUUCUGGUCUUCAGAAAACCACCUCCUGAGAGUUACGUCGGUCGUCGGUCCUUGGGCGUUCAGUACUGUUACAUUUGGAUCACUGCAGAUGCUUCCUCCCACUGCAUUUUACCUGGUCUGUGUUGAUCACAUGGAUAAGAAAGUAAGUCCUGAGGACUUGGAAAUUGCAAAUCGCAUUUUGAGACCUUUUUAAAAAAAGGGGGGGGGGCAGGGGGUUUUACAGGUAAUGGAAGUCAGGGGUUCAGUGAGAUCUGAAGCAAGCACAGAUGUUCAGUUGUUCUAGCCUGUUGACGGUGAGUAGUGCUGUUGUUUUUUUGCUAUGUUGGGGUGUAAGAUUGAGUUUCUGUGAGGAACACUGAAGAAUGCCUUGUUAGUUUCAUUCCCCUUCUUUCCAUUAGUUUGUCUCUUUCUGGCGCCUAACCCUAACCCUUCUUAAGACUUGGCCCUCAAAAUCGCACUGUGCUGAGAUGGCCCAGGUAGACGCUCUUUCUGCAUGGUUCUUGCUUCAGGGUGCAGGACAUGCUACCCAUGCUUCAGUGGCCUUCGGUGAGGAGCACGUUCUUCAUGGUCAUAUGGUGGUUGUGAUGGUGGUAGUUUUGAGCAGUACUCUAGGACUGUAACGGUUCUCUCUUCCACAGUCCUAUUAACCAAAUCCCUUAUACGUCUGCUAUGACAAUCGCCGCCUCAACAGGGGAAUGAGUAAGAUGUCAGUGUCAUAUUCGUUCAAACGCCCGACCCAUAACCAAUAUCUGUAAAUAUCUUUUAGAAAUAUAUAAAAGUAAUAAUUGUUAUAAAGUUGUGGAACAAUAAAAUUAUUUAACAGAU